Molecule: messenger RNA, 5300 nt
Organism: Pomacea canaliculata
Lineage: Eukaryota; Metazoa; Mollusca; Gastropoda; Architaenioglossa; Ampullariidae
Product: calcium-activated chloride channel regulator 1-like
Exons: 14
Coding region: 1147-4185 (1012 amino acids)
Source: RefSeq, a predicted model, not a curated record
AGAGGGGUAAAAACCCACAACAAAGUCUUAGUGAGGAGAGGGUGCGGGGCAUGGAGGACACGUCUGUCUGGGGACAGGGGGCAAGUGAAGUCAGGCAAGAAGGGAAGGGCGAGAGAGGAUGCAUUUUGGGCGUGUGACAGUUAGCUGUCAUAGACUAUGCAACAGCCUUGAUAUCCCCAUCCAGCCUUGUCUCAUCCCCACCACCCCACCUCCUCCACACACAUACACAGCUAAUCAGUAAAUCUGCUCGCGUGACGUUUGCCACAGUUUCGUCCCUGUGCUCACCUACACCGACAGUCGUGACAACGUCCUUCAAGUCACACCUGAGUUGUCCGUAGUGCCUCUAGUUUAACAAUUCCUCUUCUUGCUCCUCCCCACCACUCUUUCCUCCCACUUCCCGACACUCCAACUGUCGUUUGGAUUCUCUCUCUCUCUCUGGUGAAUUCAGUGUGACACAAGCAAUUCUCCCUCACACAUCUCCUCCCAUCCAUAAAAAUUCCUGUGCGUCCGUUUCUCCGGCAGCCCUAAACUCUCGAGUGAAAACAGGUACGUGACAUCUCGUCACACCCGCCUGCCUCUUAAGCUUCCACUGGCACAUUCGUGACGCUCACCUAGGAUUUUAAGUUUGUUUGUUGAAGUCACCCGAAUACAGUUACAUGCGUGGACGGUUUGGCGAAAUUCUGGAGGACAGUUUCAGUGUUGGGUGAGAAAUAGGUCGUCCUAUGAGUUCUGUUUGUGUGAUGACUGUGAAAUGAAGAACAUCCAUUCAAUCUGGAAACUUUUGUCAGUAGUAAAAUCGUCGCCAUCUUCAAGUUUGUAGGCAAGGAACCUUAUUCAGUCCACUAUGAUAACAAAUUUCAGCUGAUUGUGAAGAAUGUUAUGCAAUGUGGCAUUUACAAUUAUUUUGUUCUUCCAUCAAAAGACACAUAAAUGUAAGAACAGCUAGGUUGGCUGCUUAGCUUCCGACACAGAAAGAGUUAAGGAAAGAAAAUAUUUGGGAUAGUGUAUCUGCUGUUGGAACUCUUUCGCUCACCCGCUCGAUGAUCACCUUGAAUGAAUUUCAAACUAGUAUCGUUAGUCAUUCCACAGGAGAGGUUGGGUGACACAAAAGGUUGUUCCACAGAGAACAGCCAGGGCUGAGUACAUAUGUCAAACAUGAGAAGGGACAAUUGCUAUCACAACGGUAAGAAACUGUGGAGGGUGACCAAGAUGAAAGCCUUUAUAAUAAUGGUCAAACUGAUGGUGCUGUGUGGACUGAUUGACGCCAAGGUGAAGCUGGUGGACAACGGAUUCGAGGGGAUAGUUGUGGCCAUUAACCCUUACCUCAAACAGGAGGAGGCCAUGCUGCGCCGACUGGAGACCUACCUUACCGACACAUCCAAAGUGCUUUUCCGUGCAACAAGAAACCAGCUGUAUUUCCGAGAGUUUAUCAUUGUCAUUCCAGAGACGUGGAAGGCGCUUCAUUACUACGAGAACGCACUCGACAUUCAGCUUGAUCGAGCACAGAUUAUAAUUGACCAUGCAAACCCGGCAUAUGGCGACGCCCCUUACGUCAAGCAGUACGCAGAAUGCGGUCAGCCUGGACUCUACAUCCACCUGACGCCAUCUUACCUGUUAGAUGAUGACGUCAUUCACAAGUGGGGUCAGCCUCAAAAAACUCUGGUGCACGAGUGGGCUCACCUGCGGUGGGGACUGUUUGACGAAUACCCCAUUGAUGCACAGGACGCCGAGUUCUACCGCUACAAUGGAGUGUGGGAGCCGACACGAUGCACAACAGAAGUCGAAGGAUCGAUUCUGAACCAGUUUACCAGCAAGCAGUGUUCUUUCGACUAUUUCACAGGGAAGCCAGAAGGUGCCUGUCGGUUCUUCCCUCGAAUGAAGUCGAACAAAGCCGUCAGCUCCCUGAUGUUCAUGCAGUACCUCGAGAGUAUCGUGGAGUUUUGUGAUGACCCCGUCCUGUCCCCACAACCACUACGUCAUAAUUACCUGGCGCCUAACAGGCAAAACCGUCUGUGUGCCUACAGAAGCGCAUGGGAGGUCAUGCGAAAACACUCAGAUUUCAGAAAAGCAGCUUCUCACCCGCUGCCAGAGGACACCGACACGACCCCGAAGUUCCGGUACGUCCAGGUCCAGCCACGGAAGCGCGCCCUGGUCCUCGACACCUCUGGAAGUAUGACGGGGUCUUCGCUGAGCGUUAUGAUGCGAGCAGCAAGCAAUUACAUCCUGAGCUGUAUUGAGACCGGAAGCCGGCUGGGCAUUGUACAGUUUAACACUAACGCCACCAUCUUGUCUCCGCUGGUGCAGAUCAACUCCGAGGCUGAUCGACAGACGCUCAUCAAAUCAUUGCCCCGACAAGCAGACGGCAAAACCAGCAUUGGAGCCGGCCUUGAGAAAGGUUUACAGCUCUUGGACUCGCACGAAGACUCCAAGGCUGGAGGCACCAUCAUUCUCAUUACGGACGGCAAGGAGAACGAGCGGCCAUUCCUGGCCGACUUCCACCACGAGCUGCAGGCCAAGGGUGUGGUGGUUCACUCCCUUGCCUAUGGCCAGCGUGCCGAGCAGUCCAUCGCCCAGCUGUCCAAAGACACCGGCGGCAAGACCUUCUUUUACAGCGGCCGCAAGGAUUCCACGGCCUUCAUUGAUGGCCUUGCCGCCACUGUCGUGUCUGAGGGAUCCAUUCGUAAACCGGAAGUCGCUCUUCCUCUUCUGACUGAGGCUGGAACAGUGUUCGGCGGUUCCUCCCUAAGCGGCGAAUUCUACGUGGACUCCUCUGUGGGGCGGGACACGUCACUCAUGGUCAGCUACAGCCACCCGGUCAACGUCUCCAUCGCCGGGCCCAAUGACGUAGAGAUAGCACGUGACACGCACCCCGAGCACUAUCAAAUGGACGAGUUUUCUGGUGUUUUGAAAAUUCACUUGUCCGGUCUAAUCGAGUCUGGCACGUGGGUGUACAACAUCAGUACCAACGAGCCUCAGUCAAACGUUUUGGUGAGCGUGCAAUCCAAGCCGCGCGAUCUCGGAAGUGACGUAGUGCACGUGACCUCAUGGCUGCCGGAAGAGACGAGCAUCAUCUUCGACCCGACGCAGAAGCUGGGCGUGUAUGCUGAGGUGGCGCGCGGAAGUGCUCCGGUUCUGGGAGCAGAGGUGGUGGCCAUCGUCGAGCGACCGCAGUCUGUGUCGCUUCAGAUUCCACUGCGUGACAACGGGAUCGGUUCUGACGUAAUCAAAAACGACGGCGUGUACUCUGCCUACGUCAUGGCGCGAGACAUGAUGGGAGACGGCCGCUACAACAUCAAGAUCAAAGCUACGGGCUUGCAGGGGGAGACAAAAGUUGUUGUUGGCGGAAGCGGGCCGUGGAGUCAGGCCCUGGAAGUGACAUCAUCAGGUCAGAGGUCAGAGCUGCAGACUAGGAACUUGGAGCGCUUUCAGCGAGUGACGGCAGCGGGCGAGUUCCGGGUGACAGGUUUCCCGGAGACUUUCAGUGAAAUUCCAGAUAACAUAGCACCGUCUCGCAUCACUGACCUCCACAUCAGUUUGUUUGACCCGGGUGAGGGCAAGGCCGUCCUGGAGUGGACCGCAGUGGGCGACGACAUGGACCGUGGGAAAGCAUCCAGGUACACGAUCCACCUGUCCAGUAAAUUUGACCAGCUGCUCGCCUCUAACGCGAAUGAAUCUGUGUGGACGGAUGUAGACGACCAACUACUGUGGAACCUGUCGAACCCACAGCCAGCGGGCCAGCGGGAAAGCAUGGUUGUCUCCCUCCGGCAGCUGCGCGAUAACGAAACGAUCUUCAUGGGGGUGCGGGCAACCGACGACAGCGACAACAGCGGCGACCUCUCCAAUGUCGUGACGGUGUCGAGGGCGCUGGAGCUGGCCGUGCCCAUCGAGCACGCUCCGCCAGGCCACGGUGUGCCUUUCUACCUCAAACUGCUCCUUCCUCCCGUCUUCAUGCUGAUCAUCUUCCUCUGCCUCAUUCUGGUGCUGGCCUGGACCAGGCGAAACCGGAAGCUGGACUGCGACGACGACCAGGAGGCUGAAAUGGCGGCUAGCAUCUUCUCGCUGGAUCUGACGACUAUGAACUAUAGGAGUGAGGGGCAGUACCGUCAGCGACACCUGGAGGACGUGGAGACGUGGAGUCGUGACAGCCUUGGCUCCAGCAGGGAAAGCCUCAACAUGCCACGAUAACCGUUAAAUGUGAACCCUGACUACAGUGAACCAGUAUCAAUACUAAACAACACCAAGACAUGUGUACAGGAACCUUGACUUACGAACACCAAAUUCUACAGACAGCUUUAAUAUUAAUAAGCCGAGAAGAUGACUGAACAAGACUGUUUUGUUUUUUAUGUUUGUAUUUUUGUUUUUUCGAAAAAGGAAAAGCAAAAACGAACAUUCCCAUGCAUGAAUGCACCAAAGAAACUUUAUGUCCGGGGUUAACGUUGGGAGGAGUAGGGCAAGAGAUGGCGAUGGUGUUGCUCUGGAUCUUUUCUCUUUCUGCCCCACGUUGAUCCACCCUCACCCCAAAAACAAGCAGUCGUGUACUUGGACAAAAGAUGCUGCGAAUGAGACUUGAAACAGUUCGGGUACAAAUAUCGACAUUGGACAAUUUUCGUUCACUCAAUUUCUGUGGUCGUUUGAUUACAGCCAGUCCGAAACCCCAUCUUAGUCUUUUCUAGGACUGAGGUACGACGAGGUCAUAUUUGUGAAUUGACUGAUGAAACUUUCAUCUUUCUCCUCGUCUGAAAAAUUAUGCUGAAAGCAAAAUAAAAUUUGUGACGAUAGUGCUAUGCAUACUUAAAGCAGUGCAUAGCUAGAAUCGAAUUAAGUACAAAUGUCCAGCUUUUACAGUUAAGCAGACAUUUAUUUUUGUAGUUGCAUCCUUUGUGUGCAUUAUAGUUUAACAAUACACAGUUUAUCUGUUAAAAUGUUUUAAAUGUGUUUUUAAAAUAUUACACAGGGUUUGGCAAUUUAAAACCAGCAAGAAAAUGAUGAUUUGUGAUGAGAGAAAAUGUUAAACUGCGAGAAGGAAUGAUGAAUUAAGAGGAUGAACACACAAAACAGUCGGCAAGGUAACAAACCUGAAACAGAACAGAACAAUAAUUGCUUUCAGGAUAUUGACUUAUUUGAUAUACCAUCUCAACGGACUACGUGCGGGCAGGUCACCCCAUCAUAUUUACAUGUACAGACCAAUGUGUGAAAAUGCAUAACUGCAUACUAGAUAAAUCCAAAUGGUAAUAACAGGAGAACAUUGCGGGAUCUGAUAAAGUUCUCCUUGUAAAUAAAGCUGUUUGGUUUAUUACGCA